AUGCAUGUGUGUGAGAAGGUCUCAUUAUUUCCUCACAACAAUUCACAAGCAAAGCGGUUCAAAACCCUCUUACAAGACUAUCUUUUGUAUGUACAGCAAUAUCCUUGGCCUGCAAACGCGUAUCAAUUUACGGGUACUUAUGAUGCUUGGGUCAAGGUGUACUCUGCCAUGAUAGCAUGCUUCACUCUGCCUGAUACUGUAUGGCUAGUUCGUGCACUUAAAUAUGUGGCCAUGCAGCUUGUUUUGCUAGCCAUUCGUAUUGAUAACGAAAAUACCCAGAAAACAUUUAGCAAGACGAUUGAUGCAGCGGGUCGACUCUCAAAGGGUGCCGGUUUGGCUGCGAAUGACAGGAGCCCUUCUCCAGGUGUUCAGACCAAACGCGCUGCUGUUCUGAAACUUGCGAAUCUGAGCUUCCGAGCAUAUUUCCAGCUGAAAAAUACACGACUAUGCGAGACUGUGCUUGGAUCAGUUCACAAUGCACUGCUUAUGAACCGACGGAAUGAUGAGUCCACUAUGUCUGGGGAAGAGCUGUAUCCCGUAUCAGAACGUGUCACGUAUCAUUUUUAUGUGGGUCAAAUUCGAUUAUUUCAGCAUCGCAUACAAGCAGCCUCACAGCACCUUCGAUGGGCAUUUGACAAUUGUACUAAUGCACAUGCUCACAAUAAGCGCAAAAUCCUCAUUUCUUUGAUCGCAGCGCACCUUAUUCUUGGGCGUUAUCCAAAAUUACCUUUAUUACGCGACUACGACCUAGUUCAACAAUAUGCAGAACUUGCACGGCAGCACCGUUUAGGACACGCUGCACGUGUAAUGGCAGAACUAGAGCGGAAUCGCGAUUGGCUGCGAGCUCGUGGAUUGUAUAUGAUUUUAAGGGAAAAACUUGCGUUAGGCUUAUGGCGUAACUUAUUUCAGCGAUGUAUGCGCCUCAUUCCCGAUACCAGCGGGACAUCGAAUGCACCGCCUACAUUACCACUUAGGAAACUUGUGCGACCAGCGCGCCUGGCGUGGAAUGACAAUACACUGUCACUGGAGGACUUAGAGUGCAUGGCGGCGAAUCUUGUGGAUCAGGGCCUUAUGAAGGCAUACAUCCUCCAUUCAAAAGAAAUGAUUGUGCUGCAGCGCGGUCCUCAUCGAGGUUUUCCGCCCGUGAAAGAUGUAUACCACGGCUAG
Messenger RNA from Malassezia globosa CBS 7966, 1167 nucleotides. RefSeq lists its product as uncharacterized. The coding region runs from base 1 to 1167 and encodes 388 amino acids. The record is from RefSeq and is a predicted model, not a curated record. Gene Ontology annotation, molecular function: double-stranded DNA binding; RNA binding. Gene Ontology annotation, biological process: post-transcriptional tethering of RNA polymerase II gene DNA at nuclear periphery; poly(A)+ mRNA export from nucleus; transcription elongation by RNA polymerase II. Gene Ontology annotation, cellular component: transcription export complex 2. Lineage: Eukaryota; Fungi; Basidiomycota; Malasseziomycetes; Malasseziales; Malasseziaceae. The transcript is spliced from 2 exons.